This is a messenger RNA of Sorex fumeus (smoky shrew), 204 nucleotides long. RefSeq names its product beta-defensin 103A-like. The coding region runs from base 1 to 204 and encodes 67 amino acids. The transcript has 2 exons. Gene Ontology annotation, cellular component: extracellular region. Gene Ontology annotation, molecular function: chemoattractant activity; CCR6 chemokine receptor binding. NCBI's taxonomy places the organism in Eukaryota, Metazoa, Chordata, Mammalia, Eulipotyphla, Soricidae. Gene Ontology annotation, biological process: defense response to bacterium; cell chemotaxis. The record is from RefSeq and is a predicted model, not a curated record.
AUGAGGAUCCAGGCACUGCUCCUGGCACUGCUCUGCCUGUUCCUGACUCCUGUCCCAGGUGACGGCGGCAUCGUGAACGCAGUGAGACGCUACUACUGCCGGCUGCGCGGUGGGCGCUGUGCGCUGGUCAGCUGCCUGCCCAGGGAGGAGCCCAUUGGCAGCUGUUCCUCAGCUGGCCGCAAGUGCUGCCGCAGGAGGAAGUGA